GAAGAAGAACCUGAGCCAGAGAUGGAAACUCAAGAAGAAAAUGCAACUCAUGUAGAUGAUGACGGAGAACAAAACUACUACACACUUGCCCACACGAUCAAAGAGAAAAUUAAUGACCAGGCUUCUAUCUUGGUCAAUGGAAGGCUGAAGGAGUACCAGCUCAAAGGUCUGGAGUGGCUGGUAUCUCUGUACAACAACAAUCUGAACGGCAUUUUGGCUGAUGAGAUGGGUCUGGGGAAAACUAUCCAGACUAUUGGUCUAAUCACUUAUCUCAUGGAAGCCAAGCAUGUCAAUGGACCCUACCUUAUUAUUGUCCCUCUGUCGACACUUUCCAAUUGGAUGCUGGAGUUUGACAAGUGGGCCCCAUCUGUCAUUAAAAUUCCAUACAAGGGGUCUCCAAAUGUGCGGCGUGCUCUGACUCCACAGCUGAAAGCUAACAAGUUCAAUGUUCUGCUCACUACUUAUGAGUACAUCAUUAAGGAUAAGGCUACACUUUCCAAGAUACGCUGGAAAUACAUGAUUAUUGAUGAAGGUCACCGCAUGAAGAAUCACCAUUGCAAGCUGACAGUUAUCCUGAACACCUAUUAUAAUGCUCCGAAUAGACUGCUUCUCACUGGAACACCAUUGCAGAACAAGCUUCCUGAACUGUGGGCCUUGCUAAACUUUCUGCUGCCAUCAAUCUUCAAGGCUUGUGCUACAUUUGAACAAUGGUUUAAUGCACCUUUUGCCAUGACAGGAGAAAAGGUGGAGCUGAAUCAGGAAGAGACACUCCUGAUCAUUCGACGUUUGCACAAGGUGUUACGUCCCUUCUUGUUGAGACGUCUCAAGAAAGAAGUGGAAUCUCAGUUGCCAGAGAAGGUUGAGUAUGUUAUCAAGUGUGAUAUGUCAGCUCUGCAGAGGCUCAUCUACAACCACAUGCAGUCUAGAGGAGUGCUGCUUACAGAUGGUUCUGAGAAAGACAAGAGGGGUAAAGCAGGAACCAAAACCCUGAUGAACACUAUCAUGCAGCUGCGUAAGAUCUGCAACCACCCAUUUAUGUUCCCGCACAUUGAGGAGGCCAUUGCUGAUCAUGUAGGUUGUCAUGGAAGCAUCAGUGGACCGGAACUGUACCGAUCGUCAGGCAAGUUUGAACUGUUAGAUCGAAUUCUACCCAAGCUCAAGUCUUCAGAUCACAAGGUGCUGCUUUUUUGUCAGAUGACUUCACUCAUGAGCAUCAUGGAGGAUUACUUUGUCUACAGGGGAUUUCGUUACCUGAGGUUGGAUGGCACCACCAAAUCAGAAGAUCGUGGCAACUUACUGGCCAUGUUCAAUGCCAAAGAUUCUCCCUACUUCAUUUUCUUAUUGAGUACCAGAGCAGGAGGUCUGGGGCUCAAUCUGCAAACAGCUGACACCGUUGUCAUUUUUGAUUCUGACUGGAAUCCUCACCAGGAUCUUCAAGCUCAGGACAGAGCUCAUCGUAUCGGCCAGAAGAAUGAGGUGCGAGUGCUACGUCUGAUGACAGUCAACUCUGUAGAAGAACGCAUCCAAGCAGCUGCCCGCUACAAGCUGAACGUGGACUCUAAAGUUAUCCAAGCUGGCAUGUUUGAUAACAAAUCCACCAAUAUAGAGAGAAAGCAGUUCCUCCAGGCUUUGCUUACACAGGAAGUUGACGAAGAUGAGGAAGAGGAUGAAUUUCCAGAUGAUGAAACUAUAAAUCAGAUGUUAGCCAGGACAGAGGAUGAAUUUGAGGCUUAUCAGAGGAUGGACAUAGACAGACGACGGGCUGAAGCCAGAGAUGGAAACAGAAAGCCUCGUUUGAUGGAAGAGAGUGAGCUACCCUUGUGGAUUGUGAAAGAUGUAAAGGAGGUGGAGAGACUGACAUUGGAGGAUGAAGAAGAUAAGCUGUUUGGCAGAGGAAACCGAGCCCGCAAGGAAGUGGACUAUUCUGAUUCUCUCACUGAAAAGCAGUGGCUGCGGGCAAUUGAAGAUGGAAACUUGGAUGAAGUUGUGGAAGAGAUCACGAAGAAACACAAAAAGCCAAAGAAAAGAAAGUCUGAAGCAUCCACCCCUGGUACAAGCAAGAGAAAGCAGCACCUGGAUGAUGAACCGAGGGAGAAGAAGAAGCGAGGGCGGCCACCACUGGAAAAACAGCAGCCAAAUCCACCCAAUUUGACUAAGAUGAUGAGAAAGCUCUAUAAUAUUGUGGUCAAUUACAAAGACAACGAUGGGAGGGUGUUGAGCACCAUGUUCACGCGACUGCCGUCGCGCAAGGCUGCACCAGAAUACUAUGAAAUCAUUCCCAAUCCCCUGGACUUCAAGAAGAUUAAUACCCGAAUAUCAACUCAUCGCUACCGUACGCUAGAUGAACUAGAGUCUGACAUAAUUGAGCUGUGUCAGAACGCUCAGAGUUUUAACAUGGAAGGUUCAGUUAUAUACGAGGAUUCUAUAGUCCUGCAGUCUGUGUGUACGAACGCCAAAGAAAAACUAGAAAAGGACAUAGCUAAGGGGAAACAAGAUGAAUCAUCCAGUGAGAGUGAAAACAACAGUGAGGAAGAAGAGAAAGAGGAGGAAAGUGAAGAGGAUGGGGAUGAUGAGGACAGCCAAGCAGUAAGAACACGGAAGAAAAGAGAUGAAAGAGGUGGAAAUAGUGGAAAGAAAGUUCACAAAGAGCCUGAGAAGACACGUAAAAAUGUCAAACGGCGAUCAGCAGCCAAGCUGAGGCACCCGGUGAUCAGCGAUGAUGAGAGUGAAGAUGACAAGGUCUGA
Messenger RNA from Candidula unifasciata, 2745 nucleotides. The record is from the annotation of a GenBank genome assembly. NCBI's taxonomy places the organism in Eukaryota, Metazoa, Mollusca, Gastropoda, Stylommatophora, Geomitridae.